ACCUCAUUUUUUUAUGUCAUUGUAACACUCGCAAGAAAACAAACUUUUUUACAAAACACAGUUAUAGAACUAGCCCAUUUCAAAUAUUUAUGAUACUUAUUAUAAUUUGUUUAUGUUUUGUGAGUGCAGUGACGAAUACGAGCCGGCCAGUUAUUUAUUAGUUUGUAACCAAUUUUUGUUGAAUAUUUAAAAUACUUCCAUUAUCGGUGAUACUAAACCAAAUUCUUGUUUUAAUCCCAGUGACGUGUCUAGAUUUUCUAAUAUUUUAACAAUACACAUAUCAACUGAUAAUUCAAUUUUAAAAUGCUGAAGUGUUAAACCAACAUGGUUGGUCUAAUUCCAGUACUUGGGAAAAAUCGUUUUGCUGUUUGUUUAAUCCAUAUAAAUGGAGACAUACUGUGAUCAUGUUGAUGCCGACGAUGAAAACUUACUCCUGGAUGAUGAAAACACUGCUAAAGCCUGCACUAAAUGCAACAAACAGCCCGAAAAUUUGACCAUUAACGCUUCUUCCAACAAUUCUUCCAAUGGUAUUGUAACAAUCGCUCCCAUGGAUGACCACAUUGACACCCUGGAAGAUUCACCCCUUCUCAUUAAUGAUUGUUACCAAGACGAAUUUCAUUGCCACAAUAAUUUGCAACAGACUGAAGACAAAAAAGCCUGGAAGAAACUCUUAAUUGCAUCAAUUCUGUGCUUCUUUUUUAUGAUUACAGAAUUAAUCGGCGGUUUUAUUGCCGGAAGUCUUGCCGUAAUGACAGAUGCGGCUCAUCUUUUUUCAGAUUUUAUCGGCUUUCUCAUUUCGCUUUUAUCUAUAUGGGUGGCACGGAAGUCGCCUACGAGAAAUAUGACGUUUGGGUUUUACAGAGCGGAGGUAUUGGGGGCGUUUUUGAGUGUGUUGACCGUUUGGUUACUUGCCGGCGUCUUUGCAGUACUUGCGAUUAAUAGACUUUUGAAAAAAGAGUAUGAUAUUGAUGCAAAUACCAUGAUGCUGGUUGCUUCAUUGGGCCUGGUUGUAAAUAUUGUGAUGGGGGCUGUCCUUUUCGGUUUCUGCCACAACCACAGUCACGGCCUUAGCGACCAAAGCAAUUCAAAUAUUAACGUGCGAGCUGCAGCAGCUCACGUUUUAGGUGACCUUUUACAAAGUUUAGGGGUGCUUGUAGCUGCGAUUAUUAUUAAAGUGUUUCCUAACGCCAAAGUGGCCGACCCUAUUUGCACUUUAAUUUUUUCAGCAGUUGUUAUUUUUACAACUGCUAAAGUUGCAAAAGACUCCAUUUGGUUGUUACUAGAAGGAAGUCCAAAACAUUCUGGUGAUUUAGCAUUUGAGUUAUCAAACAUUUCAAAUGUUAGACAUCUUCAUAAUUUACAUAUUUGGACUUUAUCGCCUGGGAAAGAUGCCGUUUCGGUCCAUCUGUGUGUUGAUAAAUACUGUAAUCGUGAUUCUAUUUUAAAGAAGGCUACUUCACUCAUUAAGAGUCGAUUAAAUGUGAUAAGUUGUACUGUUCAAAUUGAAACUUACAGUUCAGAGUUGAUUAAUUCGUGUAAAUUUUGUCAGUCAGUUCAGUGCUGACAAAGUUCUAGGUCAGACCGUUUCAGACAACACACAAAUUUGUAAAUGUUUUAUUUUCUUUAUUUAUUACAAUAAAUGUCAUUGGAAGAGCAAUCACUGUCCAAAUUGUUGCAAAUUUUCUAUUUCAUAAUAACCACAGCAGUUUUUAUAAUACUGAAAUAAAGUGAUUGAAUAAA
This is a messenger RNA of Tribolium madens (black flour beetle), 1740 nucleotides long. RefSeq names its product zinc transporter 2-like. The record is from RefSeq and is a predicted model, not a curated record. NCBI's taxonomy places the organism in Eukaryota, Metazoa, Arthropoda, Insecta, Coleoptera, Tenebrionidae. Gene Ontology annotation, biological process: zinc ion transmembrane transport; response to zinc ion. The coding region runs from base 386 to 1564 and encodes 392 amino acids. Gene Ontology annotation, molecular function: zinc ion transmembrane transporter activity. Gene Ontology annotation, cellular component: plasma membrane. The transcript has 5 exons.